Molecule: messenger RNA, 2108 nt
Organism: Malania oleifera
Lineage: Eukaryota; Viridiplantae; Streptophyta; Magnoliopsida; Santalales; Ximeniaceae
Product: zinc finger protein GAI-ASSOCIATED FACTOR 1-like
Exons: 3
Coding region: 335-1828 (497 amino acids)
Cellular component (GO): nucleus
Molecular function (GO): DNA-binding transcription factor activity
Source: RefSeq, a predicted model, not a curated record
AAAUUAAGCCAAAGGGGACCAGGCUCUCUAAUGUGCUCUUCUUGGGGCAGGAACACAUCGACUCUCUCUUCCUUCCUUACCACAAAUGAAGGAGAAUUUUCUGGUCUUUGUCUUCCUCUAGCUACACCAAACCCCAGCUUUUCUCUUCUUUCUCCACAAAAAAUAAAAGAAAAGAAAAGAAGAUCCCAUUGGGAAAGCAAUUAAGCACCCAGAGGCCGCAACCAGCUCCAGAAGAAACAACAUUAGAGUACUCUGAAAAGAAGAGAAGUUGAAGAAAGAAAGACAAAAGUCUCUUUAUCCUUUUGUAUAUAUCUCUAUAUAGCUAGCUCCUUCCAUGUCAAACAUCUCAGGGGAUGCUGGCAGCCUCUCCUCAGGCACUACUACUGGUCCAGUAGAUGAAGUUCAGCAGAAAAUAAAUUUGCAUCAUCAUCAUCAUCAUCUUCAUCUUCAGUAUGGCUUCAAUGGAUCCAGUACUACUGAGCCUCCACCAGCUACUAAUAAGAAGAAGAGAAGUCAACCUGGAACUCCAGAUCCAAAUGCGGAGGUUAUUGCUCUGUCACCGAAAACCCUAAUGGCGACAAACCGGUUUGUGUGUGAGAUUUGCAACAAAGGAUUCCAAAGGGACCAAAACCUACAAUUGCACCGGAGAGGCCACAAUUUGCCAUGGAAGCUGAGGCAAAGGUCAAGCACCGAUAUCCGGAAGAGAGUGUACGUCUGCCCAGAGCCCUCGUGCGUCCACCACAACCCGGCCCGGGCUCUCGGCGACCUCACCGGAAUAAAGAAGCACUUCUGCCGGAAGCACGGGGAGAAGAAGUGGAAAUGUGAGAAGUGUUCCAAGAAGUAUGCAGUGCAGUCGGAUUGGAAAGCUCAUGCAAAGACUUGUGGUACUAGGGAAUACAAAUGUGACUGUGGAACCAUCUUCUCCAGAAGAGAUAGCUUCAUCACUCACAGAGCCUUCUGUGAUGCCCUAGCUGAAGAAAACCACAAAAUGAAGCAAGGAAUAAUCAUGGCCAACAUGGGACCAAACCCACAAUGCCAACCGUCAUCCGGGCUGAUGCCACUGCCGCCGUCAAUGCCUUCUAGCUCGAACAUCAACGCCAACGUACCGGCUGGGAUGCAGUGGCCGGCCGCAUGCUCACUGGGGUUCAGCCACCCAGUCGUCGACACCAAAAUCCCCCUCGGUUCCCUCUCCCAUGGACUCAUGUCAUUGCCACCAAAAACCCUAAAUCCAGCCGGACACGGCGGCCUGUUCUCCUGCCACUCCGGGACCCUUUUCGGGGCUCCGAGAAGCAACACCGGCAGCGGCUCGCCGCACAUGUCAGCCACAGCAUUGCUGCAGAAGGCGGCGCAAAUGGGUGCAACUGCAAACAGUGGAAUGGGCUCAGUACCCUUCAUGCAGAAGGGUAAUUUUGUGACUGGCAUGGCUCCAUCAACGUUCAACCCUUGCAGUCUAUAUGACCAAUCCCAGCUGCUCCCGCUCGCAGGCGGAGACACUAUGGCCGGAAUGUUCCCCAUAGUAACAUUUAACGACAUUAUCCAAAACAAUGACCUCUUGAUGAAAGACCCUAAGCAUGAUCACAUUCUGGAUGGAGACAACAGUACUACUAUGGUAUCGAACCCUCAGCCAGGAUUAAUCGGUGGGGCGGCGGCAAACGAGAGCGUUGGCGUCGGAAACCGAACAACAGUAGAUUUCUUGGGGAUUGGGGGAAUGAGGGCCAGGGCGAAUUUGAAUCAUGAGCAGAAGCAAGAAAUAGGGUUUGAAGGUGAGGUUGGGGAGUGGAGAAAUGGAAAAUCAGCAAUGGAGAUGAAACCCAUGUGGGAGGUCUGAUCGAUAAGAAAAAAGAUCAGAAUCUAGUACUGUUAAUGUUAGAUUAAAGUUGAUUAAUGUAAUAAAAGAAGGAGGUGUUAAUUUUGGGGGGCAUGCACAGAAAAUAAGCAACGUACUGAGUUAAGAUUCUUUUGACUUUAAGAUCGAAUGAUCCGUGCACAGAUUCAGUUUUACGUAGAGAUAUAUGUGUGAUUAUUCAAAAGAAUCAGAUUGGGUACUUUAAUUUUAUCAGUGUAUAUAAUUUUGAAGAAGCAAAAAUACAUAUAAUAAAGCAUUGAUC